Molecule: messenger RNA, 5025 nt
Organism: Cannabis sativa
Lineage: Eukaryota; Viridiplantae; Streptophyta; Magnoliopsida; Rosales; Cannabaceae
Exons: 2
Coding region: 1458-2702 (414 amino acids)
Source: RefSeq, a predicted model, not a curated record
UUAGUCACAAAUUUUAUUGUGACUAAAAAUAAAAUUUUUUGUAGUGUCAUGAAAUCUUCACACUAUUUACUCUUAUUUUACUCUUAUAUCUUGUUAUUUUUGUGUUUCCCGAUGUUGUUUUGUUUUAAGAAAUUUUUACAUGAAAAAUCACUUUUGCACAUUUUAUUACCAAAAUACUCCUACACGCCUAUAUCAACAUUUUUACUUACAAUGUUGGUUUUAUUACACAAAUACCACUUAGUCAUCAUUCCAUGCACAUACAUGUGUGCUUUCCCCAUCCAUCAUCAAUCAAAUCCUACUCUCUUCCCUCUCUUUUUUCAUUUUCUUUUCAUUUCAUUUUCGAUUUUUCAUUUCUGUUUUCUAACUUCAUUUGAAUACAAGUAACCUCCCUUCAUCAGAUUAACCACCCACUAUUGAUCACGUUUUUCCCUCUUCUUUUUUGUUCAUCCACGAAUUUUCAACUUCCUCUUAGCCCACGAUUUAGCAACUGUUUUUCCCUCUCUGUUUCAGUUUUUUUCAAUCUUAUUUAUAAGAUGGCAAUCACUUGUUCAUCAUCAUCCCCUUCUCCAGUUCUCAAACAAAAAUCAAAAAUGGGCAAGAAAUCGUUGGCCAACAAAUCCAAGGGUAAACGCCCAAUCAUUGAAGAUUAUGAUUCUGAUUUUGAAGCUCCAAUGCCCAAGCGUGGGAGACCCCAUUCUUCGAAGAAAACGAAGCUGAACUUGGAGGAGCACACAGUUCCAGAAAUUUCUGGGAAAAAAACUCUUGCAUCUGCUGAAGAUCGAACUCAGGUUGGUUUUCAGUUUCAUUAUCGUUUCCCCCUUUUCCUUCAUUUAAACUUUUCCCAGAUUUUGGCGUUUUUAUGUUCAUUCUGCUUUGUGUAAUUUUAGGGUUUCAUUUGCACAUUUCGUUUCAUGUUUUUAAAUUUUUUAGUUAUUUAUUGUUGGUUUUGAACAUUUCAUUUGGUUCUUCUCUGGGUGUUGUUCUUUAAUUUGGUUUUGUUUUCUUUAUUUUCAGUGUUUUUUUGUGCUUACAGGUUAUGUGUUUUGUUUUCGUUUUUAGUGUUUUCAAUCAGUCGUUUGUAGUUUCUUAUAAGUUUUUUAAUAGUUUGAUAAUGGUAUGUUUUGAUGUGUUUUCGAUUUUCAUUAGGUUUAGUUGUUUGCUGUUAUAUUUUAGGUUUCAAAACGAUUUUCAAAUCUUUUCUCUACAUUUUUCUAUAGUUGUAUCUGUUUUGUAGUUUGUUUAUUGUUUUUAUAUAGUUUUAUUGUUGUUUUCAUACUGUAUUUUUGGAUUUCCUUUAGGGUUAGUUGUUUACUGUUUUUUUUAUGUUUCAAAACGAUUUCAGGUCUUUACUGUUUUUUUCUAUGUAGUUGUAUGUUAUUGAUAGUUUUUUUAUAGUUGUAUUACAGUUUUCAUACUGUUUUAUUCAGGAUUUAUAAUUUAUUGUGGCCAUUUUCGUUAUGUUGCAGGUUUGGGACUACAAAUUUAGUCCUUCUGAUUUUUAUAGAUCUAAGUGUGUAUGCACCAGUGUUUAUUCCGUGAUAGAUAAUAUUAAGAACACUUUAUCUGUUAAUUUGCUUUCUUUGUUUCGUCAAACUCAGUUUGGGCAUUUUCUGGAUAUGCCUGAGUUUGUUUUUCAUCCGCAAGUCGUACAUAGUCUAUUACUAAGGGAAGUUUUCCAGCCCAAUCCUAAAGAGUUUUGGGCUAAGGUUGCUGGCCGUUGCAUACGGUUUAGUGCCGAAGAAUUUUACUUGAUUUCUGGAUUAGAUUGUUUCGGUGAUUGCAACAAGUUGUUGUUUUCACAGGAAACAAAUCAAUUGGUAGAAACAUGUUUCCGUGGUGUAAAAACUAUUGACCACAAAGCCAUCGAGGAUACUUUUUUGGGUAGUCGGUGGGGUUUGGAUGAGUCUAUUGGUUUGAAAAUGGCUGUUUUGUAUUUCAUUCAGUGUUUUCUUCUUAGCAAUACUCCUGACAAAGAAGUGUCUAGGUUUGAUCUAGAUGUAGUCGAUAGCGGUCGGUGGGAUGAGUAUUGUUGGGGUAGGGAAUCAUUUGAAUUGACAAUUGACUCAUUCAAAGGUAGGAUCCAGCAUGGGAUCAUUAUGAAAAAUAGAAAGGCAGAGAAGGGAGGCCAAUAUGAUGGCUGGUAUAGGGCAUUGGGAUGUCCUUGGGUUUUCACGGUUUGGUUUUAUGAAUGCUGUCCUGCAAUGGUGAACUCUUUCUGUAAGAGAGUUUCAUCUUCUAUUCCAAGGAUUCUGAACUGGAGCAACACCAUCGUCACCAAAAAUCCAACUCUUCGAGACUUGAAGGGCAAGAUUUUUGAUUUACCUUUGGACAAGUUGAAGAUAAAAAACAUGCGUCCUACUGAUGAAGAGAGGCAGCAGCUUCAACUUGACGGUUUAUUUCUCGAUGAAUCUAUUGAUGACCGUGGUGUAGCGAAGCAAUCCUUUGAGGGUGGGUCAUCUUCAAAGAAGUCUGAUUCAGCAGAUAUUGAUUGGAUGAAAUCUAAGUUGGAGAUGGUCAUUUCGAAUCAAUCAUCAUUGGCCGAGGACUUCAUUUCUUUGAGGUGUUUUGUUGAUUUUAAUUUCAAGUCCGUAAUGACUGUAAUUAAGGAUAUCAGGGAGAAGGUUAAUGCCAUUCAUCGUCGUCCUUCUGAUGAGGUAUUUAUUCAUAUUUUAUUGUUUACGUUUUUUCAUAUUUUUUUUUAAAGUUUCUUUACUGUUUUAUUUAAGUUUCAUUUAUGUUGGUUGAUACAGGGAAAGUCAUCGGAUGAAUUAGUAACUCAAGAUUCUGAUGAUGAUGCUGAUGAUGAUGAUGAUGAUGAUGAUGCCGAGGAUGAUGAGAAGUAAUUGCCUGAUCCAGAAAAUAUUGAUUCCGACUCCGACGAUGGUGGUGAGUUGGUUAAAGUUGGUGGGGAUGCUGAUGAUGCUGACAAGGUUGUUACUGCUGUUCCUGUUGCUGAUGUGAAUCCAUCUGAGGCUGUUGGAGGGAGUGAUAAAAAUGUUAAGGAUGUUGAGAAGCCGAAGGGCGAUGAGUCUCGAUUGAAGGGGGACGAUUUCUUUGAUGGGUUGAGCCAGCUUGAAAUAGAUGAUGAUCAAGUUGUGUUGGCUGGCUUGGAGGCUGUUGGUAAAAUCCAUGUAAGUUUAUUUUUAAUUGUUUUCAAGAAAAAUAGGUUUUUUUUUUGUUGCUCAAUAGUUUUUAGUCUGUUUUGCAACUGUUUUAAUACAUUCUUUCUUUUUUAGGUCCCCGCACCCAAUCCAUAUGUUGGUUGUCAAAAGUCAGAUGCGCUUCAUACUGAUGAAGAAACUGAGGACACUAUCUCUGAUACACCUCUGUUGGAUAAGAGGAAGCGUGCUCCGGCCUUGAAAUCUCCAUUUGUUGAUUUCGGGUCUGCUGAUGUCGGGAGCACUCCAAUGGAGCUUAUGUCCUCCGGUUCUCAAUCAGCUGGGGAUGAUAGGGAUUUCAAAAUGGUGACUUAUGUGAAGGGUCUUUAUGCUCUUAGUGAUGCGUUUGCUGAUCCCGUAUCUACCGAGAUUGAGGCAAAAUUUGACGAUUGGAUUGGUGAAGAAUUGCUUAAACAUCCUAGGUGACUGUUUUUAUUAAAUCUGUUUUUGUAUUAUGUUUUAUUUUUCAGUUUUAUUCCUGUUUUAAUGCUAUUUUGUUGCUGUUUUUUUGUUGUUGUAGGCAUUAUAAUUGUUAUGAAGAUGGCGCAAAGAAAUUUACCCCGGGUUUUAGGCUAGGUGUUGAUUAUGUUGAGGAUAAAACUUGGUUUUAUCAUUUGGCUACAUGCGACAUGUUUAUGAACGACUCGGUAAAGUUUCCAAUUUAUAUUGUAGUUAUGACAGUUUGUUUUCAGUUGCUUUAUAAAUGUUUUUAAGUUUUGAUACUGCAUUUCAGUUUUUUUACAGUUGUUCAACCUUUUCAUUUGUGUUUCUGUGUUGUUUUUUUUCUCAGCAUAUGAACACCAUAUUCUAUUACCUUCGGAAAAAAGGUAAAUAUUCUUCCGCUGUGACGUUGAAUUUCGCAACUACUGAUUGUCUCUUUGAUGAUUCCAUCCAAGCAUUGUACCACAAAUAUAACAAGGCCAAGUCAAUGAAGACUAAGAUGUCACACAUUCACGCUGCCCACCCAAUAGCGCAUUACAUCCGAGGUAUGCGCAUUCCCUGUUCCAAGCCUUGGUAUGAAGCCGAUCAUGUGCUAUUCAUCAUCAAUUUAAGAAGGGAAAGUCAUUGGGUUUUUGGGCGUCUUGACUUGAACGAAGGGACGUUGUUUCUGUACAAUUCUUUGAGGACCGCGAAGAUGAAUGCCGCAGCUAGGAAUGCGAUGAAGGCUUAUUCCGUGUUGCUGCCUUUGUUUUUCGAUUUACUUGGGUUCUGGAAGAAUAGGGCACAAGCUCCUGCCUCAGUUUCUGACCCUACAGCUCCCUUCAGAAUCGUGGAGCUUAGUGGACUUCCGUCUCAGCAGAAGAAGUGAGUGUUUCGUUUAAGUUUCUUUUAUGUUGUUUUUUAGUUUCUAAACUGUUUACUUUUUCUUCUGUUUUUAAUAGUGAUUGCGGGGCAUAUGUUGCUGCCUUUGCUGAAUUCUUUAUCCACGGAAAGGAUGUCCCUGCAGACUUUGACAUCGAAGUUUAUCGUACCCGACUUGCUUCACUUUUCUUCUCGUACGGCCAAAGGAAAAUUGACGAAAGCAUUGACAGUGAGGAUGAGAAGCAAAGCAAGUCUUCUAAGGCAUCUAAAUUGAAGAAAUAGAAUCUUUUAAUUUGGUGGCUUUUUUUUGUUAUUUGUUGAAUCUAUUACCAGACAAUUUUUAGUGUUGUUGGUUGAAUGUAGGUAUUAUAUUUGAUUUUAUACUAUGUACCUAGUUUAAAACUUUUAGGAUAUUUGACAUUUACUCCUUAUAAUAUCUUUAUUGUAUAGGUUUGUAUUUCCCAAAGUUGUUUGUUUUUUUUAAUUGUUCAAGUUCUUAUAUACGGUCGCACAACUAUGGAGAAACUAUUAACCAACUGAAUACAAACAAUGUUUUUAUUUUUUC